AUGUCCUUAAAUGUUAUCAACACAAUGCUGGUGACAUGUGCUGUUUGCUGCUACCUGUUUUGGCUGAUUGCGAUUCUGGCUCAACUCAACCCUCUCUUUGGGCCACAGUUAAGCAAUGAAACAAUCUGGUAUCUUAAAUCUCACUGGCCUUAAGGAUGUCUGUCCUCUGCUGCAAUUUAUUGACUAGGUAAAGAAGAGAUUAUCUGCAGAUGAAAAACUCCACUGACCCAAAGAUGCCCUUAACGUAGUUGGUUGGAUACCAAGCCUGCAUUAAUGCCUUAACCUUUCUAUUGUGCUUCAAAUGGCUUGUUCAAAGCCCUGUAUUUUUUCCUACUAUACCGUUUAAGAGUGUGCCUAAUGCAAUUUAUACUCCUCUUCAGUACUGUAAAUUUUUGUCUGUUAACUUCAGAUCUGAUGAAAAUUUCUAAAGUUUUUAUGGGUCGUAGAGUCAGCUUUCCUGUUCAUUUUACUCACUCCGUAGGAACACUAUAUAUCUUACAGGUCUUAUGUUGUCUGUUGCUGUGCUGUUCACCCCUGUUCUGUGUUUGACUGCACUUGAAAAAAAUGUGUGCAAUGAAACUGUAUGAGGAGAGGAAAAACAGUGGUGCCACAUGCUGAUGGCAUUUAUUUUUUUAAAGUGAGUUGUAUUCUUGGGAAAUUUGGUCUUAAAUUUCUCAUGCCUGGAAAUAAAACUAAUCCUCUGCUUUAUACAAAAUGCUCUUGUGCCAUGUUUAACUGUUACGAUGUGCUUUUCUGUGGUUUUAAUCAGACAAUAGUUGGCCAGAGUUGAGCUGGGGAAACUUAAAUGAUGUGGGGAAACUGUGAUGAAGUCAUACGGUGUGAUGAGAUGAGCACACUUGCU
Molecule: messenger RNA, 862 nt
Organism: Haliaeetus leucocephalus (bald eagle)
Lineage: Eukaryota; Metazoa; Chordata; Aves; Accipitriformes; Accipitridae
Gene: ATP6V0E1
Product: ATPase, H+ transporting, lysosomal 9kDa, V0 subunit e1
Exons: 4
Coding region: 1-153 (50 amino acids)
Biological process (GO): proton transmembrane transport
Cellular component (GO): proton-transporting V-type ATPase, V0 domain
Molecular function (GO): proton-transporting ATPase activity, rotational mechanism
Source: RefSeq, a predicted model, not a curated record